Molecule: messenger RNA, 1226 nt
Organism: Vitis vinifera (wine grape)
Lineage: Eukaryota; Viridiplantae; Streptophyta; Magnoliopsida; Vitales; Vitaceae
Product: GEM-like protein 5
Exons: 3
Coding region: 149-1006 (285 amino acids)
Source: RefSeq, a predicted model, not a curated record
CUAAGGAAAUAAACAAAACCGUGUGCAGAGUCUACAAAUUUAUAUCUAUAAAACUGAACUUCUUCAAACCCACCUCCCAAAUCGAGCCCUUGUUCUUAUCUUGAUUCCCAGAAAGUCUACUUUCUUUGUUGUUUUAAUUUUAGCUACCAUGACUGGCACAUCAGAAGACCCACAGCACAAUCAACAGUCUCCUCCAUCUCCCAGGGCCAAAGAGUCAGAUUCUCAUCAUCAAUCACCAUCAUCCUCAUCUUCUUUGCAUCAAUCUUCUGAUGAGGACGCCAAGAAAUGGGGAACCCAUGUGAUGGGGGCACCAGCAGUGCCCACUGUGCACCCAGACAACCAGAAGGCAGCCCUGUGGAGGGCUGAUGAGCACCAGCAUACCUACCACCAGCCUUAUGUUCAGUACUCCCCUGUUGAGAAGCCCAGCAACAACCCUUUUGAGCCUGUCAUUCACACCUUCAAUUCAUGGAGCAGAAAGGCUGAAACCAUUGGCAGAAACAUCUGGCACAACUUGAAGAUGGGGCACUCGGUGUCGGAAACUGCAUGGGGGAAGGUAAAUUUGACGGCAAAGGCGAUCACAGAAGGUGGGUUUGAGUCUCUCUACAAGCAGACUUUUGCAACAGAUCCAAAUGAGAAGCUGAAGAAGACUUUUGCCUGUUAUCUGUCUACCUCUACCGGCCCUGUUGCCGGUACCCUCUAUCUGUCAACUGCUUGUGUGGCUUUCUGCAGUGACCGUCCCUUAUCCUUCACCGCUCCAUCUGGGCAGGAGGCUUGGAGCUACUACAAGGUUGUGAUACCUUUGGGGAACAUAGGCACCGUCAACCCAGUGGUUAUGCGAGAAAAUUCAUCUGAAAAAUACAUCCAGAUUCUGACCAUUGAUGGGCAUGACUUCUGGUUCAUGGGGUUCGUUAAUUUUGAGAAGGCGGUGCAUCAUCUCUUAAGCAGCACCUCAGAGUUCAGAGCACAUGAAAAUGCAGUAAGACCAGUAGCUGGCGCAUCAUCCUAGUAGAAGUUACCGGCACUAUCUUCUGAUCUUAUGUGUUUGUUCGAUUCCUAGCUACCAUGCAGUUCUGCUUUCUUUUCUUUAUGCAUUUGUUGGAUUGUUUGUUUGUUUGAGUAUAUAUAUAUAUAUACAUGAUCAUGCCUCUUGUGAAUUUUGGAUGUUCGAAGCUUUGGGCCAGAGUUUAUUUCAGUGGAGCUAGUAAAAUGUCUUUUAUCACUUUCAA